Molecule: messenger RNA, 7154 nt
Organism: Microplitis demolitor
Lineage: Eukaryota; Metazoa; Arthropoda; Insecta; Hymenoptera; Braconidae
Product: furin-like protease 1
Exons: 13
Coding region: 2244-5447 (1067 amino acids)
Biological process (GO): peptide hormone processing
Cellular component (GO): trans-Golgi network; Golgi membrane
Molecular function (GO): serine-type endopeptidase activity
Source: RefSeq, a predicted model, not a curated record
CGUUCGCGUUGUCGCUCGUCGACCACUCGUCUCAGUGUGUCACUUUACUCCUUACGAUAAAAAAGUUAUCGCGUGCCGGUGACAUAACACAGCAAGACACCCUACGGAAUUUCGCUCUUUCCCUCUUAUUUUAAAAACACGCGGUAUAUGUAUAAUUUCAAUUGCUACACUCUGCCGUUUAAUUAUCGAGACAAUAAAAUGUUUUAAAUAUUUUACAAAUGUAAUAAACACUUAUUUCUCAGUACGAGGGAGAUAAAGUAUUAAGUAUACAAAGUAGUAUAUAUAAAUUUGUGGGUAGAUCAAACGAUUUUUAUGUACAAAGAGUCAAGAGGAUUAAUUUUAAGUGUUGAGCCAACUAAAUUUACAGUGGCCAUAAAGUUUAUACCAUCUGAAUUAUACUUACAAAAUCAACUUGAUAUUUAAACAAUAAACUAUUGGAUUUAAAUCCGUAAUAAAUAAAUAUAAAUAAUGGGCAUCGAUUAUUCAUCGGCAACAUAUGAUUCAAAAAUGACUUUUAAAAUAUUUAUUGGUUGCAAUUCAAUUGCGAUAUUUAGCUCAUAAAUAAUUCUAUUUUUGAAAUAGACAGAGUACAUAAAAAAAGGUUGAACAUAAAAAGAGAGCUUACAAGUGAAUUGGAAAAAAUAUUGUAAGACGAAAAAAUAAAGACUCGAGAGUUAAGUUUUUUCAACGAAGGGAAUUGUGACCGCUCCCUAGUCAAAUGCUUUUUUCCUAGAUGCUUCAAUACCCAGGAAAUCCUGAGUCUUUCCUUUUUUAUUCCUUCCCUUACUGGUUUUACUACUGGUGGUGUUCUUCUCAGGCUAAGGGGACGUAGUCCUUUUGCCAACCGAAUUGCUAGCAGAGCUAAGGUAGAACUCAGUAAAUUGGGCGGAUUAUAAAUGAAAAAAGUAUAAGAAGACAAAGAGAAUAAAACAAGUAAAGAUUUCAAUCAAACGAGUUUAAGAAUUUUUCAUUUAUAUUUCUAUGAUACUUUUAUAUGAAUUCCAUUGGAGUUUAAAAGUAUAAGAGGAUAAAGGGUCAACGUGAUCAUAGCAACUCUUGGAUUCGAUUCAGAUUUCCAUCUCGACUCAAUGGCACUUGUGGUCAGAAUAUUGCCGAGGUGAUUUUCCUGAUUGCUUCUGCCUUUCACCAGAUUCAACUCAAAUUUAUGUAUUAAAAAGAACGUAGAUAAGAAGAGGACAACCAGAAAACACUAAAGUCAUCCACUUUAUUCUCAAGUGCUGGUUGACAAGAAAGUCUGCUGUUAAAAGACAGUAGCUAAGAAAGUUUAAGUCAAAGCUCGUGAUGAACUGCUGCUAACUUUUAAUUAAAACCAGUCAAGAUCAUCCUUACUUUGCUACUAAACUUCUUGCUUCGCGACUCAACUUUCCGGAGCUAGACGAGUUCUGGUCACUUAUUGAAGCUGCUUUUAUGUAGCAACACACUAUAGAUCAUACAAUACCAACUACACAAAGUAUAUACUUUAGUAUGGAGACUGAGAGUCCGAGCUCAGGUAUAAAUCGACCUGGACAUAUAUUUACUAUUUAUAAAUUAACCUGGGUUUGAAAAUAUAUUUUCAGGCCAUUUAUUUUCAAGGUUCCCUUUUUUGUUAUUAUUAUUAUUAUCAUUAUUAUUAUUAUUACUAUUGUUAUUAUCGAAACAUCCGUUUACCACGUGCUGAUACAUGUCCAAGGACUUGACUUGUGAAGAUUGAAUCAUCCAAGACGGCCGCCAAAUUUCGAUCUGGGCAUUUUGUGUUGAGUGCAUCAAUAAUUGUUUGGCUAUUGCUGAUGUCUAUGUCCAGUUUCCGGUAUUCUUGUGUAAUAUCAUUUAUUCGAUUGGAGUAAACUGGUAGUGGGAAGGAUAUAAAACUAAUAAAUAAAUAAAUUAAAAAGUGGACAACUGAUAGAAGAGUCGCCACUGGCGACACGAAGUGUGCGUGACCCAUACAAGCAACUACUUAACAGCUUAAACGAAGAGCGGCGUUUCAGUUGUUCCAUUGACGAGCUCGUGGUAACAUUACGUCAAUCGUAAUAUGAAAGUAUAAGUGGCCACGUGUUGCCACUACAGUGUUAUCGUCGGUUUAUAAAAUAUUUAAUCUUAUAUUAAUACGCAAGUGUGAUAUGAUGAGUAUGAGAAAUUAUCGUAUUGAUAAUUUAUUGAAUUAUUAGAUCGUUUAUUUAUUUUUAUUUAAUACCGAGAAAGGUGUAGAUCAAAGUGUCUUUCUCAAGUGAAAGUGUGCGAUCAUGUGUAUCAAUAAAUGGAUGUUUAGUGUGAGCUUAUUGUUGCUCGUGACUAUUGAUAAUCGCACGAGAGCUUACUCCAAUCAAUGGACAGCACAAAUUCGUGGUGGUCCUGAUGUUGCACAACGAGUUGCUAUGGAACAUGGAUUUCAUUAUCGGCAUCAGAUAUUUGAGGAUUUGUAUCACUUUGAUCAUAAGUCAGUUAAAAAACGAUCAUCAGAACCACAUUUGGAAAUCAAUAGUCGGUUGAAAAGAGACACUAGGGUACAAAAAGCUGAGCAACAGCGAAUAUUGUCACGUAGAAAAAGGGAUUUUGUUGUCAAACGUGGUCCAGCAAGUUCACGUGCUAUCUUAAAUGAUGACAGAUGGCCGCAGAUGUGGUACUUGAAUCGAGGCAAAGGGCUUGACAUGAACGUACAGGGUGCUUGGGCUGAUGGAAUUACUGGUCAUGGUAUCGUUGUCACUAUAUUAGACGACGGUUUGGAAAAAGAUCAUCCUGAUAUCUACAGCAAUUACGAUCCACAGGCAAGUUAUGAUGUCAACAGCUACGACGAUGAUCCAAUGCCACGAUAUGACUACCUCAACAGCAAUCGUCACGGCACCAGAUGUGCAGGAGAAGUUGCUGCCACAGCAAAUAAUUCUUUUUGUGCCGUUGGGGUUGCUUACGGCGCUGGAGUUGGGGGAGUAAGAAUGUUGGACGGAGAAGUUACAGAUGCUGUUGAAGCAAGAUCUCUUAGUUUCAAUUCACAGCACAUAGAUAUUUAUAGUGCGUCCUGGGGACCCGAUGACGAUGGCAAAACAGUUGACGGUCCUGGAGAACUGGCUACGAGGGCAUUCAUUGAAGGCAUUACUAAAGGUCGCAGCGGUAAAGGUUCGAUAUUUGUGUGGGCGUCGGGUAAUGGUGGACGCGAACAUGACAACUGCAAUUGCGAUGGUUAUACAAAUAGUAUUUGGACGCUGUCAAUUAGUAGUGCAACUGAAAAUGGUUUAGUCCCGUGGUACAGCGAGGCAUGUUCAUCUACUCUUGCGACGGCAUAUAGUUCUGGUUCAUUGGGUGAAAAACAAAUAGUUACUAUCGAUUUAAAUCAUCAGUGUACAAGUAGUCAUACUGGUACCUCAGCAUCUGCGCCCAUCGCCGCGGGAAUUUGUGCAUUAGCUCUGGAAGCUAAUAAGGAUCUUACGUGGCGCGAUAUGCAGCAUAUUGUUGUAAGAACAGCCAAGCCAGCUAAUCUUAUUGCCGCUGACUGGACUAUUAAUGGUGUCGGUAGAAAUGUUAGCCACAGUUUCGGCUAUGGUUUAAUGGACGCGACCGCAAUGGUCCAACUUGCCAAAAAGUGGCAGACCGUUCCGGAACAACACAAGUGUGAAAUGCUAGCGCCGCAUAAAAAUAGAUCAAUUCCAUCACGUAGUCAAUUAACUUUGGAUUUCCAUGUAAAAGAAUGUAGCGGCGUUAACUUUUUAGAACACGUUCAGGCCAAAAUAACACUAUCAGCAUCUCGAAGAGGAGAUCUCGAGAUAACAUUAACAUCUCCACAAGGAACAAAAAGUACUUUACUCGCAAAACGACCGCACGAUAAUUCUAAAACAGGAUUCCAACAAUGGCCAUUCAUGUCAGUCCACACAUGGGGUGAACGUCCACAUGGCACGUGGAAAUUGGAAGUUCACAAUGAGGGUCGUUAUGUUGGUCGUGCGAUACUUCAUGAAUGGUCGUUGAUAUUCUACGGUACAGGAACUUUACCCGACCCAACAGAGUACGCUCUCUACAGCAGUAUCGCCGGUAGUAGUAUUAGUUCGACAAACAUCAAGUCACCUAAAAAACCAGUAGUUAAAAUGUCAAACUAUUCACGCAAUGGUUUAAAUAUCAUCGGUAUUAAGACUAAAAAUAAUAAGUUGAUAAAACAGCAGCAGCAACAGCAGCAGAGCCAGCAAAAUAGUGGAUUAAAUCAACCGUACAUUCAACAAAAUCAGACAUCAAAAAAGAGUAAAGUACGUGGGCAGCACAAAAAUGGUAAAUCAACAAACAAACCGACAGUGCGACCGACAGUACAGAGCUUACGUGGAUUAACAUUCAGUCGCAUCGGUACAUCUAAGCCCCGUGUUAGCGGUAGCAAUAACACCGCUGGCUCUGCCGGUACCACUAUCGGAAACAUCACCAAUAACAACAGUACUCCCAAAGCAAUCCCAGAAACUCCCGUUGUUAAACUGACAACUCAGCUACCUAAACAGCAACAAAUUAUUGACUCUGUUACAUCAACAUCCUCGCUACAGAGAGGUUUAAUUCUCAUGGAACCGGCCGCCAAAGCCGCUACAAAUAAGGUUCCGGUUGUGUUCCAACAGUAUCCAAAAAUCCAACAGCUCUAUCCGCUCUACCCAGUCUACCCUGGGGUAAGGGGCGUUAACCAGCACGCAACUCGUGCUAAGGGACUCGAUCUACUGCAAGAUGAGCAGUUCGAUACAAGAAAUCUUCAAUUAACUGACAAGGCAAGUCUCACAGAAUGGGGGCUGAUGUUCUACGGAACUGAGACCGCACUCAAGUUCGAUGACGAGCUGGACAAAGACAAGCCGAUAGCCCCAAUAGAAAUUGAUAUCCCGCACAAUAACGGAGCGGAGGACAAGAAGCCGAUAGACACCGAAGGUGAUGACGACCUGUGGACCGGGAGACAGCAGGUGGAUUUGAUAUCACACCCAGAGGUGCAGAAGCCUACAACGGAAAACCAUACGAGCAAAGCGUGUAACAGCUUUGGCUCCCACGGGUGCCUAGAAUGUAAAGACGGGUGGUUUAUCUCCGAAGGUCGUUGUUUAUCAGAGUGUCCUCGUAACAUGUAUGUGGAUCACGAUCAACGAAAGAAUGCCUGUAUUCCGUGUCAUUACUCUUGUAUGACCUGUUCGGGGCCUUCAGAUAUCGAUUGCACAUCAUGCCAUGCGGAUUCUAAUCCUAUACCACUGGAAAUGGAGACCUUUCAAUGCAUUUUAAAGUCUAUCGAGUGGAAGACCAAAUCAACUGUGUGGUUUUAUCGGAUGACUAUUGUAUUAGGAUUAAGCUCCAUUCUUAUGAUUGGUAUUGUCAUUUAUUUAUGGAUUUCCUCAUCGAAAAAGCUACAAAAAAUUAUCAAUCAGGGAUACAUGGAACUGCCUCUACCUGAUGAUCAACUAAAAGACGGCAACAGUAAUCGUAAUUUAGACCGAUAUCAAUCCGAAAGCGAGUAGAUUUUUUUUCCAUUUUACUACCUGGGAAACAAUAAUUUAGAUCUGAAUACUUUCUUUUACUGAGAUACAAAUUUUACUUUAUCCGAAUUUACUCCAUCACUCAGAGUUCCGGAGUUAGAAAAAACAAUUACUCUGUAUACGAAGUAAAUGGGAACUUUUUUUUCAGCGGAGAGAUUUCGGGCUCAUGUGAAUUUUAUUUUAAUCUGCAUUCACUCUAAACCAGAGUUUUAAUUUUUACAUAAACUUUUCUUUGGAGUAAAUUUCAUUCCAAUAAAAUUAAAAAAAUAAGAAAUACUCCGCUCUGGAUUUACUCCGAAUUUAAUGUGUUCACUCUGCGAAUUUUUGACAAAGUAAAAUUUGAAGUUUUGUUUUGAUAAAGAUUUUGAAAACUUCUAAAAAAUAAAAAUUUUUUAAAUUUAAGAUCGAAAAAAAUCUACAUUAAUCUAAAUAGAUCUAUUGAUGUCAAUGAAAAUCUUGAAUUUAAAAAAAAUUGAAUGUAUGUUGACUUAAAUUUUUUUUCCUGGGUAAUAAAUAAUGUAAAUUACUUUAAAAAAUGUACAAUAGUAUUCCAUGUACUUAAGAAAUUAUAAGGUUAUUAUUGUUAUAUAUUAAUUUUUUUAAAUGUAAUUAGAACUCAAAAAAAAUGAAAUCAAAUAUUUUUAUAAUUUAUUUUACAUGUGAGCGAAAAAUUAAAUAUUCGAAUAUUCUGAAUUACUAAAUUUUGAAUUUGAAGUGCACACAAUUUGCAGACUCCUAAUUUUUUUCGUUCAUAAAAUUUUAAUCAUUGAAUUUUUUAUGUUUAAAAAAAAUUAGUAUGACUUGUAUUAAAAAUAAAAUGAAUAAUUAAUUAUAGAAGUCAUUAGUAUAAAUAUUUGAUAUUAUUAAGAAAUGGUCUCAGGUACAUUUUUUAAUUAAUACUUAGAUAUUUUAUGAGUAUCAGUCUAAAUAUCAAUUUAUAAAUUUAAUUUUAAAAAAGUAAAACAUCACAAAUUAAAAAUAAUUAAUGUUUAAUAAAUAUAUCUCUAGCGGAUCCGAAUUACGGUAAAUUACCGUAAAUUACCGCAAAAAUCGGAAUUUGCCGUAAAGUACAGUAACUUACGGUAGAUUGCCGAAUUUCCGGCAAAUUUAUGGUAAAAUUGUCGUAAUUCACCGUAAAAAUUGCAGUAAUACUGCAGUAUUUUACCGUAAAACACCAUACUAUACGGUAAUUCUGCUAAAUGCCGUAAAUUACCGUAAAAUACGGCAAAUUUGCUGUAAAUUAUGGUGUUGUGAAAAAAUACGGUAAUUUACCGUAAUUCGGAUCUGCUUGGGACUGAACAAAAGCUCAAUUUUAUUGAGUAAUUAAAUAACUAAUAAUUGAGGCUAAUAAAAUUUAUAUUAUAUUAAAAUAUAAUACAUCAGAUAUUAUUUAAGUAUUCCACUACGUACGAGAAAAUGGACUUGAAAUGACAGCUUGUGUAAAUGUAAUAGUGUACAGCAAUACUAAAUAAUUAAUAAUAAUAAUAAUAGAUAAUUGUAUAUUGCUCGAUUAUUAAUAUUUCAUAUACCAAAUAAUUGUAAUCAUUGUUUUGCAAUAAACAAUUGCAACUUUUUUAUAAAAAAAAAAAAUGAGAUCUGACUAAAUUUAAAAAAAAUUAAUUUUUUUUAUAAAUAAUAAAUUGUAAUUUUUUAAACCCAAUUAUUUAAAAUGUAAGCGUUUGUUAAAAA